Messenger RNA from Perognathus longimembris pacificus (Pacific pocket mouse), 672 nucleotides. It is a transcript of the gene Bricd5, whose product is annotated as BRICHOS domain containing 5. The transcript has 6 exons. The record is from RefSeq and is a predicted model, not a curated record. Bases 1 to 672 code for a protein of 223 amino acids. NCBI's taxonomy places the organism in Eukaryota, Metazoa, Chordata, Mammalia, Rodentia, Heteromyidae. Gene Ontology annotation, biological process: regulation of cell population proliferation.
AUGGAGGGCAACCACAGCAGAAGCCCCGGGCCUAGGCCUGCUGAGGUGAAGGCCGAAUCCUGCCAUGGGGCCUGGAGAACCACAGUCUUGCUGCUGCUGCUGGCGCUGGCCACUGCGGGGGCUGUGACCGGAGGACUGCUUGGCUUUGCUCACAACCCGCCCAAGCCACUGCUGCAGAUGCUCCGACUGACCCUCCCCAGCACCCCAGGGCCCUGGUCCAACCAAACUACCCUAGUGGAUGUGGCCAGGAACACGGCAACCAUCAUAGUGACGCCGCCACAGAGCAACCAUAGCUGGGCUGUGCUGUUUGACGGGCAGAGCGGCUGCAUCUGUUACCGCCCUGCGGAGCACAGGGCCUGCUUCCUCCGCCUGAUGGAGGCCCAAGAUCGGGAGACUCUGCGCUUGCUGGUGAACAGUUCCAGGGCCCAAGGACCCCGCAUGCCUGGCCAGGACACCCAGCAUGCACAGGAGCUGCUAGCAGUGCUUGGGGAUCGUGCCGUGGACCCUGCCCUGGUGGGGGCUCCAGUGCAGCACCUUUGUGGGAAGACUCCCAUCUACUGGGCCCAACGGGCAGAGGGGCCCCAGAGGCAGCGACUGAUCUAUCUCUGCAUCGACAUCUGCUUCCCGAGCAACAUCUGCGUGUCCGUCUGCUUUUAUUACCUCCCAGACUAA